UUAUCAGAAACUGAAACAUUAAUCGGGUUUUCGUAAAGUACAAAUGAAGAAAGGAGUUACAACUGGAGAGCCUGCUUUUCGUGUAACACGGGCUCGAGUGGCUGCUAGCCAGUCAUCGAGUUCGGAACUGUUAAAAGAGCAGGGAGUGGGGCGUCUUAUGCGUAAAAACUCUAAAAGGUCGGUGCAAGAUGAGAAUAAAAACAAUGGCGUUGCGACAGGUGGUGUUCAGAAUAAGAGGAGAGCAGUACUUAAAGAUGUCACAAACAUGUGUUGUGAUAAUUCUUAUAAGAACUGCAUAGUUCCAGCUAAAAUUCCGAAAAAGAAUAGUGUGUUGACUAAAAAAAAUCCAGUCAAAGUUCAACGAGUUUCUACUAAAUCCGAACCAAUGAAAUGUGACGAAAGUAAGAGAGCUCACAUUCGAUCUACUCUCCCGAAAGUUCCGAACUCGAUGACUGGCUAGCAGCCACUCGAGCCCGUGUUACACGAAAAGCAGGCUCUCCAGUUGUAACUCCUUUCUUCAUUUGUACUUUACGAAAACCCGAUUAAUGUUUCAGUUUCUCUUCGUAUCAAACUCCUAGCUUCGAAACGGUGCGGGCCGAAACGGUUCGCGUCGAAACGGUACGCAUCAAAACGGUUGGAUUCGAAACGGUGCGUGUCGAAACGGUACGCAUCGAAACGGUUCGCGUCAAAACGGUUCACGUCGAAACGGUACGCGUCGAAACGGUGCGCGUCGAAACGGUGCGCGUCGAAACGGUACGCGUCGAAACGGUGCGCGUCGAAACGGU
Helianthus annuus (common sunflower) is the source of this 785-nucleotide messenger RNA. RefSeq names its product cyclin-A2-1-like. NCBI's taxonomy places the organism in Eukaryota, Viridiplantae, Streptophyta, Magnoliopsida, Asterales, Asteraceae. The transcript has 2 exons. The record is from RefSeq and is a predicted model, not a curated record. The coding region runs from base 44 to 460 and encodes 138 amino acids.